Penicillium canariense is the source of this 1191-nucleotide messenger RNA. RefSeq names its product putative DNA ligase I. Gene Ontology annotation, biological process: DNA recombination; mitochondrial DNA repair; lagging strand elongation. The transcript has a single exon. Gene Ontology annotation, molecular function: DNA binding; DNA ligase (ATP) activity. Gene Ontology annotation, cellular component: DNA ligase III-XRCC1 complex. The record is from RefSeq and is a predicted model, not a curated record. NCBI's taxonomy places the organism in Eukaryota, Fungi, Ascomycota, Eurotiomycetes, Eurotiales, Aspergillaceae. The coding region runs from base 1 to 1191 and encodes 396 amino acids.
AUGUCAAGCCCAGCUAAAAAGCGCAAACGAAAUGACGCUGAAUCCUCGCCGCAGCAGAUGCGAAGUAUUGAAUCGUUCUUCAAGGGGCAAGCUACCAAGAAGGCACAGCAGGCUGAGCCGGAGCCGGAGGUGACUGAAGGGACCUUAGCGGAUGAAGCUUUGGCACGAAAGCUUCAGGCAGAAUGGGAUAAAGAAGAAAUCGCACAACCUGCGAAUACAGACAAUAACCACGCUGUCGCAGCAAAGCCUGGAGUAAGUCCGGCUCCAUCGGCGCCUACAAUACCGUUUGAUGCGAUUCCGGCGACUCCAACGACACCUAAGAAGAAUACGCUGUCUUUACAAUCCUCUGCUGGUACAGAGGAUACUGUGUCACUUGCAGUGCCCUUUGAUCAGAGCCCGCAGACCUUUGACGCCGGCAAAUAUGCCGCUGAGUUACGGUCGCAUUGGGCCAUUGAGGGCGGCGAUGCUUCCUACGCGCUUCUCACAAGGGCAUUCGUGCUUGCCAAUGCGACCACAAGCAGGAUCAAAAUUGUUGAUACGUUGGUCAAUUUCCUCCGCGUUUUGAUCGAAGGGGACCCGUCCAGCUUGCUUCCUGCGGUGUGGUUAGCAACCAACUCCAUCUCGCCGCCUUACGAGGAGAUAGAGCUUGGACUAGGAGGCUCUUCCAUCUCCAAGGCCCUAAAGAAAAUAUACGGCCUUGAUAAUCAAGGCCUCAAGUCUCUCUACAAUAAACAUGGCGAUGCGGGCGAUGUCGCGUUUGAGGCAAAGAAACGACAGGCCUUUACCUUGGCCAAGCCGAAGCCACUCAAGAUCAAGGGCGUGUACCGGUCACUACUGAAGAUCGCUACUAGCAAAGGAUCUGGUAGCCAAGAGACAAAACAAAGAAUAGUCGAGAAACUCCUGCAGGAUACUCGAGGUGCGGAGGAGAGCCGAUAUAUUGUGAGGACUCUAGUCCAGAACCUGCGAAUCGGCGCCGUCAAAACUACCAUGCUCAUUGCUCUUGCUCGCGCAUUCCUUCACUCCAAGCCCGAUGGCGCCGAGUUCACGAUCCGGUCGCAACAUGAGAUUGCACGCUUAAAAAAGACGAGCUCGCCGAAAUCUACACCAAUGCGGAAGAACUGGUCAAAGCAUCUUAUGCAAGGCACCCAAACUACAACGAUCUUGUGCCAUGUCUUUUGGAGAUUGGCGUGA